CAUCACCAAAAGGCGGUAAACAUUUCAUGAAACCACGGUUUCAUAAAACCGGCGGAGUCACCGGUUUCAAAAAAUUAAACCGGUUUUUAAUUACAUGGGUUUGCCAAUUUUUGUUGUGUGUCCAUUUAACCCAACAAAUCCCUUCGUACUAAUUCUCUUCCUGGUUUCUGGAAUCACUUUUGGCGGGAUUUCGCUUGUUUAAAAACCCUAGAAUUGUUCUUCUGGUGUCUUUUAUCUGGUUUUUUGGCCAUUGUUGGUCCCUUUUUGCCCUAAAUUUACUUUUUUUUUUUGCGCUGAUAUUCCACUGUUUUUUUGCCUGUUCUGUCCUUUGAUUCUGUUUUUUUGCCCUAAUUUUUGCUCUCACAUUGAUUCUUAGUUUCCUCGAGGCAUGUUUUAGUUCAUGGUUCUUUUUUGUGCCCUAAUUAUCAGUGGUUCUUGCUAAAGUUUUCAGUGGCUAGUUACCGUUUCUUGGACCUAGGGUUCCUUCCAUUUUCAUAUCUGGUUCAUCAGGUGUGUCUCUUAUUUUAUCUUCUUGACUUCCAUUUUUGCUUGCUUGAUUUUGGAGCUCUGAUAAUGGUGGAAGAUGGUAUUUCUUUUGAACCUUCUGAAGAGUUACGCUGUAAAAGAAGCGAUGGGAAGUCAUGGAGGUGCAGGAACUGGCGCAUUGAAAGUAAGUCUUAUUGUCAAGAGCAUUACCUUGCGACAUUGAAACAGUUUUCUUCGAAGAAGAAGGGGAAGAGGAAGCGCAAAGCUAGGGCCCAGAAGGAAAAUGGAGCUGCCAAUUCUCCUUCGUCAUCAAUGAAAAAGAGGCGGGGGGAAGGGGAUUUAAUGCAGAAUGGAGCUGAAAAUUCUCUUUCUAGAAAGAGGUCAACAGAGAGUGAUGAAAGUUCAGAGGAAGUGAUGGAAACUGAUGAUUUGAGGCGUGCAAAGAAGAAGCCCAAGAAGAAGCAGGGUGGUGAUAAUGAUAUGGCUUUUAGGGCUGAAAAGAGACCUAAUUUGAACCAGAAGAUGGCUCUUAGAAAACGGAAGAAGACAAAGAUGAAAGAAGAGGAGGAAGAGGAAUCGGAGUGUGAAAAACUAGCUGAACCAUCAAGUCGAAGAUCAAAUCAUAAAAAUUCAGGGCCCAAAAAUGAGGGUGGGUCCUCUCAUAUUGAACCUAAGAUGGAGUUCGCAGCUCUCUCUUACUCUAGGCGCAAGACUAGGUCACAGAACAAGGAACAGUGCCCUGUAAAAAUCCCACAGAGGAAACCAAAUCCCUAUAGCAACAUGUGCCACCAAUGUCAAAGGAAUGAUAACGGGCGCGUGGUCAGGUGCACAAAAUGCGGCAGAAAACGCUAUUGCAUUCCUUGCUUAACAAGAUGGUACCCACAAUUGUCAGAGGAGAGCAUAGCAGAAGCUUGUCCUGUCUGUCGUGAGAAUUGCAAUUGCAAGGCAUGCCUGCGUUUGUAUAAGAGCCGACAGAGUCAUCUGAAGGAGAUAAGUAAAGAGGACAAAAUUCGGCAUCUUCAUUAUUUGGUACACAAGGUCUUUCCUUUGCUGAAGCUAACUCACCAAGAACAGGAAUUGGAGAAGGAAACAGAGGCUGCCAUUCAAGGUGUAUCUCCAUCUGAACUGCAAAUAAAACAGGCAGUAUGUCACAAUGACGAGCGCUUAUACUGUGAUAACUGCAACACAUCUAUUGUGGACCUCCAUCGCAGCUGUCGAAACUGUUCAUAUGACCUCUGUCUAAAAUGCUGCCGAGAGCUUCGUGAAGGCCUCAGGCCUCAAGGUGGUGAGGUGGAUACUUUUGAAUAUGCAUCUAGAGGGAGACCUUAUUUGCAUGGUGACGACCCUCAGAAUGUCACAAAGAUGAAACUAGAAUCUACUGAUCCGAGAUCUUCUUCUUGGAAUGAAGACAACUUUGCACUUGAAUGGGAAGCUGAUAGUAGAGGCAGAAUCUCUUGCCCUCGCAAGAAGAUACUGGGAUGUGGUUAUUGUCUUUUGGAUUUAAGGUGUAUAUUUGAGGGGGAUGGGCUUUCAGACUUGCUAGUUAAAGCAGAGGAUGUGGCUAACAAUUACAUAUCCUUAGGUAUGUCAAAUACAACUGUUCGAUGCUCUUGUUUCAGUGAAAGUGGCCAAUUGGCUGAUAGUGAGAAAAUGCUAAGAAGAGCAGCAGGUAGAGAAGAAUCUGAUGACAAUUAUAUAUAUUGUCCAACUGCUAGAGAUGUUCAUGAUGGAGAACUUGAGCACUUUCAAAUGCACUGGACUAAAGGUGAGCCUGUGAUAGUUCGUAAUGUUCUUGAUGGUACACUAGGUUUGAGCUGGGAACCAAUGGUCAUGUAUCGUGCUUUUCGCGAGAAGCCCGGCUCAAGAACUGGCAAGGUGGUGUUGGAUGUAACAGCCAUUGACUGUCUGGAUUGGUGUGAGGUCGAUAUUGGUAUUCAUCAGUUUUUCAGAGGCUACAUGGAAGGUCGUGCACAUCAUAAUGACUGGCCAGAUAUGCUGAAGCUGAAAGACUGGCCCCCUGCAAAUUUUUUUGAGGAGCUCUUGCCUCGUCAUGGAGCUGAGUUCAUCAGUGCCUUGCCAUUUCAGGAAUAUACAAAUCCCAAAUGUGGUAUCCUUAAUCUUGCUGCAAAGCUACCGGAGAAAUCCCUAAAGCCUGACCUGGGACCAAAGACGUAUAUUGCGUAUGGGAUUUUCGACGAACUUGGCAGAGGGGACUCUGUAACCAAGCUCCACUGUGAUAUGUCUGAUGCGGUAAAUGUGCUGACACAUACAGCGGAGGUUCACCGUUCCUCUGAGCAGUUAUCUAAGAUAGAAAAGAUAAAGAAGAAGCACAAGGCCCAAGAUGAAAGAGAAGGCCUUAGUUUUUGUCUUCUGAAUGAAGAAAAGGUUGAUGAGGUGAAUGGAAAACAAUCUUUAAAAGAGAAAAAGAGAAUGGGGAUUGCUGCUGGCAAGUCAUUGGUCUGUACCAAUGGAGAAUCUUUUUGUUCUGACACAACCAUGGCAAAUAUAACUCCUGAAACUAAUGAAGAACAUGGUGAUGGUUUUCGAGAUAAAAAAGAGUUGCCUGGUAUCACAAUAAAUGAAAAGCUUGAUGCUGGUACAAGGGGGCAGGAAGAGGUAGACUCUGAUUUGUUUGACAGAAAGACUGAAAUUAGUGAAGUGAUUGGUUUAGAUAGUGGAAAGGAAAAAGGAGAGUUCAUUUUCCGUGUUUGUAAAACAGAAACUAAUGGAGAAGUGGAUGUUGGAACUGAGACGCAUGAUAAUGGGGAGGCUGGUUUCUCUGGUAUCAAAAGUGAAAAUAUCGGAGCAGAUGCUAGAAGUGAUGGGAUCAACUGUGAAGGUGGUUCUGGUGGUGAUGGACUAGAAGUCAUUAAAGAUGUUGGUCGUGGCAAGGAAGAGCAGAAAGAUGUACAUGCAAAUGAGGAGGCUGCUGGUUUCUGUGUUACAAAAGUAAAACACAAUGAAAACCUUGAUGUUGGAGCAAUGCAGCUAAGAGAGGAAAAAUGUAGUUCGCGUGAUGAGGAGGCCAGCUUAUCUAAUAUCAAAACUGAAUACAUUGAAGUAGGUGCUGGAACUGGAAGUGAAGGGGUCAAAUGUGAAGGUGGUUCUGGUGGUGAUGGACUAGAGGAGAUGAAAGAUAUUGGUCAAGGUAAGGAAGAGCAGAAAGAUGUACGUGCAAAUGAGGAGGCUACUGGUUUCUGUGUCACCAAAGUAAAACACAAUGAAAACCUUGAUGUUGGAGCAAUGCAGUUAAGAGAGGAAAAAUGUAGUUCACAUGAUGAGGAGACCAACUUAUUUAAUAUCAAAGCUGAAUACAUUGAAGUAGGUGCUGGAACUGGAAGUGAUGGGAUCAACUGUGAAGGUGGUUCUGGUGGUGAUGGACUAGAAGUCAUGAAAGAUGUUGGUCGAGGUAAGGAAGAGCAGAAAGAUGAACAUCCAAAUGAGGAGGCUGCUGGUUUCUGUGUUACCAAAGUAAACCACAAUGAAAACCUUGAUGUUGGAGCCAUGCAGUUAAGGGAGGAAAAAUGUAGUUCGCAUGAUGAGGAGACCAGCUUAUCUAAUAUCAAAACUGAAUGCAUUGAAGUAGGUGCUGGAACUGGAAGUCAUGGGAUGAACUCUGAAGGUGGUUCUGGUGGUGAUGGACUUGAAGUCAUGAAAGAUGUUGGUCAAGGUAAGGAAGAGCAGAAAGAUGUACAUGCAAAUGAGGAGGCUGCUGGUCUCUGUGUUACCAAAGUAAAACACAAUGAAAACCUUGAUGUUGGAGCAAUGCAGCUAAGAGAGGAAAAAUGUAGUUCGCAUGAUGAGGAGACCAGCUUAUCUAAUAUCAAAACUGAAUACAUUGAAGUAGGCGCUGGAACUGGAACUGAUGGGAUCAACUGUGAAGGAGGUUCUGGUGGUGAUGGACUAGUAGUCAUGAAAGAUGUUGGUCGACGUAAGGAAGAGCAGAAAGAUGUACAUCCAAAUGAGGAGGCUGCUGGUUUCUGUGUUACCAAAGUCAAACACAAUGAACAACUUGAUGUUGUAGCAAAUCAGUUAAGAGAGGAAAAAUGUAGUUCUCAUGAUGAGGAGACCAGCUUAUCUAAUAUCAAAACUGAAUACAGUGAAGUAGGUGCUGGAACUGGUCCGAAAGAAACCAAUGCUGGUUUAGCUGAUGUUGAACAAGAAAUUACAGAAGAUGUCGACGAAGCUAUGGAAGAGCCAAAAGAUGUGUGUACAAUGGAAGACAGCACUUACUUAUCUCACACUGAAGUGAAAACUGAUGAAAAUUGUGACGUAGGAGAGGAGCAAGAAAAAGAGGAAAAUCCUGUCUUCUUUGAUGUGAAGGUUGAAAUCAGUGAAGAGCCAUGUACUGAAGCUGCUGAGCAAGCAAGGGAUGCUGGUUUCUCUGAUUCUAUACAUCCAACAAAUGAAGUGCUUGAUGUUGGAAUUAGGAGUAGAAAUGCAACUUGUUGCUCUAAUAUCAAUAUUGGAAGUGGAGAUGAUGAGAGGGAUGAUGGUGGUGCCUCUGAUGUUGGGCAAGAAGCAAUGGGAGUUGAUAAACAUACAGAUAACCAAGAACACACCUUUACCAGUACUUCUGAAUUUUCAGAAAAAUCUCAAAAGUUGAAGGGAGUUUCUCAACAUUCUUGCAGUGAUUUGGGACCAAAGCAAGAGUAUGGUGGUGCACUCUGGGACAUCUUUAGAAGGGAAGAUGUGCCGAAGCUGGAGGCAUACCUAAGGAAACAUGCAAAGGAAUUCAGACACCUUUUCUGUUGCCCUGUUGAACAUGUUGUUCAUCCCAUUCAUGAUCAGAGUUUCUACUUAGACACGAAACACAAGAAGAAGCUGAAGGAGGAAUUUGGAGUAGAGCCUUGGACAUUUGAACAGCACUUGGGAGAAGCAGUAUUUAUUCCUGCUGGAUGCCCACAUCAAGUUAGAAAUCUCAAGUCAUGCAUAAAGGUUGCACUAGAUUUCGUGUCUCCUGAGAAUGUUCAGGAGUGCAUUCAUUUGACCGAUGAGUUCCGCUUACUCCCAAAGAAUCAUAGGGCUAAGGAAGACAAGCUAGAGGUUAAGAAGAUGGGCAUCUAUGCAGUGAUCCAUGCAUUGGAAGAGAUUAAGAGCUUAACCUCAUCUAACGGGUCUGGAAAAGGGUGUGAAGAGAUGAAGCCUCCCGAGAAUGAUGAACAACUCAAUCUCUCGAGCACACCGGUUAACUCCAUUGAGUGAAACUAUGUAAGUUUCUUCUCUCCUUUCCCAAAUUUAGGUCAUAGUCAUGUAUACCAGGAAGGAUUUGUGUCUUAGGUUUAAGCUAUACAGUGGACCUGAUCUCACCUCUCUCUACCUUUGGUUGUUCUCUAAGCUUACUAUUAGAGGUUUUUGUUGGAGAGAGAGAGAAUGGCCUUUUUGUACUUUUUGGUGCAGGACCCACUCGUUGCAUAUGUUUUAGCUGGCCUGGACUGUGAAUUUUAUCACCAGAGGCUUUUCUGAUAUAUAAUCUUGAAAAGGGAAAUUUUACUGUACAUUUUACGGACUUGGACAGUUCAGUAUGGCAUAAGAGGGCAUUACAUUUUGAGGAGGGUUUUUGUUGUGAAAGCUCUUUUCUGCUCAUGUGAUUUAUGAUGUAAAGCAAACUGUAAUAGCCAGUACUAAUGGUUGGGGUGUUAUUUUACAUGGAUUCCAAAAUGUAUGAUCAAAGUAUACAAGGUCUUGGUUGUACUC
Amborella trichopoda is the source of this 6183-nucleotide messenger RNA. RefSeq lists its product as uncharacterized. Gene Ontology annotation, biological process: regulation of transcription by RNA polymerase II. NCBI's taxonomy places the organism in Eukaryota, Viridiplantae, Streptophyta, Magnoliopsida, Amborellales, Amborellaceae. The record is from RefSeq and is a predicted model, not a curated record. Gene Ontology annotation, molecular function: chromatin DNA binding; histone H3K9 demethylase activity; transcription coregulator activity. Gene Ontology annotation, cellular component: chromatin; histone deacetylase complex.